AUGAAGAUGAUGACUUCGCGUUUGUCAGCAGGCUGUCUCGCCAGUAGUAUCCUUUCUGGGGAGGAGGGUGAAGGCGAAGAAGAUGAUGACGAUGAACUCAUGGACGAAGAUGGUCGCAUACCACAGGAGGGCGAUCCGGACUUUGUCGAAACGACCUGCCGGUGGGGCACUUGUCAAUGCCAAUUCGAUUCUCAGGACGAACUUGUCAAGCAUAUCAGCAACGAACAUAUUGCGGGUAACAAGAAGAGUUUCGUCUGCUUCUGGCGUGAGUGCGUCCGCGGCGCCCGGCCCUUCAAAGCCCAGUAUAUGCUGGUGGUGCAUAUGCGUCGACACACUGGCGAGAAACCGCACAAAUGCAUUGUGAGUUCCGUCCAUCAGUCCUACCGCCGUUUUAUUUAUUGCCGUCUUUUUUGCAGAGUUUAUGUGUAA
This is a messenger RNA of Dibothriocephalus latus, 429 nucleotides long. The record is from the annotation of a GenBank genome assembly. NCBI's taxonomy places the organism in Eukaryota, Metazoa, Platyhelminthes, Cestoda, Diphyllobothriidea, Diphyllobothriidae.